GCGCCUGGAGAGCGCGGACGUGCGGACCAGGUCGCCGCAGUCACUCCCCGCGGGCAGAAAGCGGAGAACGUGGAGGAGCAGGUCGUCGUUCAGGCCGCUGAUCAAGUCGGGGGCGCGCGACGACGACGAGACCGCUUGCUUCGCCAUGGGCGCGUUGGUAGAAUCCAUCGGCGCAGGCAGGUUUUGGGACAGUUUGAGUCAUCUUCGCGUUCCAAGAUGAAUCAUUCUGGUGAAAUUUCCUUGGACCCGACACCUCGCCGGAGGAGACCCAAGCUGCUGGUUGUCGUACAGGAAUCAAGGUUCGGAUACUCGUACUGGAAGAGUCCUGCCGUAAAACAGGUCGUGUCCUCUGCCGUAAAUCCCUCCUUUCGCCCCCACCGCUCACAAUAUUUUUCUACCAUUUUGUAAGUGAUCAUAUUCCUUCAUAUAUUAACAUCAAGGAUCUUUUUAGAACUCACGAGCAUGCACACUCCAUAUGACUAGUCAUGCAUUGUGCUGAUGGGGAUAUUGUUGGAAUUUAUGAUCUUGGCCCAUUUAUUUACAAUUUAAGAAUUAAAAGUCCACUAAUAAAUGCUAGGAAAUCAAAUGCUUAAUUCUGUAUGGAUAUUUGAGGAUCUCAACCGACUUAAAUGGUGAACCUUAGGUAUACCUCUUAAGAAGUCGGUAAGAGAAGAUUGGUAAACCACACACGCGCGCUCGCUCACCGCGCCGAGGUCGUGGGCGUGGCCGGACGGGCGGUGUGACAUGCUGAGAUGAGAAUAUUUUUAUUGUUGAAUGCAAUAAAGCUCGCGGCGCCGAGGUCGUGGGCGUGGCCUGACGGGCGGUGAGACGUGCUGAGAUGAGAAUGUUUUUAUUGUUGAAUGCAAUAAUUCUGAGACAUUAAAAUGUUAACAGCGAUGACUGGAGAAUCAUGACCUUGAUUGUUACCAGUAACUGAUAAAAGUGAUUCAUAGCCUUGACUGAUAGCGAGGCAAUCAGGUUUUUGGGAAGUGUCUUAACGCGCUCAACCGAACGACUAUGUCCUCUACUUCCUGGUGGACUGAUCGACUACGUUCCUGACGGCCUGAAUGACUACUUCGUCUACUACCUGGUGAUUGUUCGUGGGACUGCACUGCGAACAUCAUUCUGCAUCGAUGUUGUUCGGCUACAUCAAGUAAGGCCAGUCGAAUUGUAUGACUAUUCUAGCUGGUAACGACGCAACUGGUGCCUCCGGCACUGGUCCCGUCUAGGAGUACAUUCUAAAUCAUCCGUAGUUUAUUAUCUUGUUCAUGUUUUUUUUAGUGAGAUUAACAUGAACAAGUGCAUAUUUUGUUUUCAUGAGAUCACUAAGUUAUGUUAUGAAUUUGCUAAUAAUAUUUGAAAUUAAAAUAUACCGAAUUCUGCCUAUUUCUCUAACAGAUAUUGCACUGUACAAAGUGAAAGCAAGAACUACCGCCCUAUCAAAAAAAAACAAAAAUUUUUAAUACGAUUUUUUACUGAAAUUACGGUCAAGAAAAUAAACUAGCAUAAUUAGGAUAUCGUAGUGUCGGAUAAAACAAUACGCAUAUGUUGCAAUCUUCCUAGAGAAUAGUUGGCGUUAUUAUCUACAAAUGAUCUUCUUUCAAAUAGGAUUUAAAGUUCCAAACUAAUUCGAGGCAUCACCACAGGCGUUUAUACUGUCAUAAUAAUUGGAAAUCGAUGGUUAGCACACACACGACCAAAUCCAAAAGCAAAAUUCAGCGCAUAUGCCACAUUCACAUUGCCGCGCCCACCAAUGCAAUCGCCCGCGCUCCCGCGCGGCGGCCACGCCCUCCUCGUCACCUCCGGCCACCUCCGCCACCUCGACCCGCACCUCCAGGUGCCCCCUCUCCUCCUCGCCAACUACCUCGUCGCCGCCUUCUCCCGCGCCGCCGCCCCGCGCCUCGCGUUCCCGCUCCUCCGCCGCCUCCUCGCCGGCGCCUACCCGCUCCGCCCCGACGGCUUCACCUUCCCGCCGCUCUUCCGCGCCACCCCGGGCCCGGCCCCCGCCGCGCAACUCCACGCCUGCGCGCUCCGCCUGGGGCUCCUCCACCCCAGCGUCUUCGCCUCGGGCUCCCUCGUCCACGCCUACCUCCGCUUCAGCCGCGUCGCGGAGGCGUGCAGGGUGUUCGACGAAAUGACCGAGCGGGACGUGCCUGCGUGGAACGCGAUGCUCUCCGGGCUGUGCCGCAACACGCGGGCGGCCGACGCGGUGGCACUGUUCGGGAGGAUGGUUGGCGAGGGCGUCACCGGGGACGCGGUAACGCUCUCGAGCGUGCUGCCGAUGUGCGUCCUGCUGGGCGAUCGAGCGCUGGCUCGUUCCAUGCAUGUGUACGCGGUGAAGCAUGGACUGGAUGGGGAGCUAUUUGUGAAUAAUGCCUUGAUCGACGUGUAUGGGAAGCUGGGGAUGCUGGAGGAGGCGCAGUGGGUGUUUGAUGGCAUGGCAUCGCGUGAUCUGGUCACGUGGAAUUCGAUCAUUUCAGCAUAUGAGCAAGAUGGGAAGGUUGCUGCUGUGGUGGAGCUGUUCCAUGGUAUGAGGGAAAGUGGGGUUUCCCCUGAUGUGCUGACACUUGUCAGCCUGGCAUCUGCUGUUGGUCAGUGUGGGGAUGAGCGUGGUGCAAAGUCAGCGCAUUGCUAUGUGAUGAAGAUGGGGUGGGAUGCGGGUGACAUCAUUGCUGGAAAUGCUAUGGUUGAUAUGUACGCCAAGCUAUCGAAGAUUGAAGUUGCCCAGAGGGUUUUUGAUAAUUUGCCUGCUCGAGAUGUGGUGUCCUGGAACACGUUGAUCACAGGGUACAUGCAGAAUGGACUUGCCAAUGAUGCAAUCAGGACAUACAAUCAUAUGCAGACGCAUGAGGGUCUGAAGCCAGCUCAAGGGACGUUUGUCAGUGUUUUGCCUGCAUACUCGAACCUUGGUGCAUUUCAGCAGGGAUUGCUGAUGCAUGCAUUAUCUAUUAAGACUGGAUUAAAUCUUGAUGUGUAUGUCCAUACUUGUCUGAUAGACUUGUAUGCUAAAUGUGGGAAGCUGGCGGAAGCAAUGCUUUUGUUUGAGCAUAUGCCUAGAAGGAGCACAGCUCCUUGGAAUGCCAUCAUAGCUGGGCUUGGGGUUCAUGGGCAUGGUGCGAAGGCAGUCAAUCUCUUCUCACAAAUGCAACAAGAAGGGAUUAAGCCUGACCAGGUCACGUUUGUUUCAUUAUUGGCUGCCUGUAGCCAUGCUGGCUUAGUUGAUCAAGGUCGGAGUUUCUUUGAUUCAAUGCAAAAUGUGUAUGGAGUCGUGCCCAUUGCAAAACACUACGCGUGCAUGGUAGAUAUGCUUGGCAGGGCUGGUCAGUUGGAUGAAGCUUUUGAGUUCAUACAAGGUAUGCCAAUUAAACCUGACUCUGCUGUUUGGGGUGCGUUGCUUGGUGCCUGCAGGAUUCAUGGGAAUGUUGAAAUGGGUAAAGUGGUCUCACAGAAACUAUUUGAACUUGAUCCCGAGAAUGUCGGAUAUUAUGUUCUGAUGUCAAAUAUGUAUGCAAAGAUUGGGAAGUGGAAUGGAGUUGAUGCAGUAAGGUCUUUAGUCAGGCGCCAGAAUUUGCAAAAGACCCCUGGAUGGAGUUCAAUGGAGGUGAAAGGAUCAGUAAACGUAUUUUACAGUGGCACCCAGACAGAGCCCCACCCUCAGCAUGAAGAAAUCCAGAGAGAGCUGCAGGACCUUUUGGCCAAGAUGAAAAGUCUAGGCUAUGUUCCUGACUAUAGUUUUGUGCUACAAGAUGUAGAGCAGGAUGAAAAGGAACAGAUCUUGAAUAAUCAUAGUGAGAGAUUAGCUAUUGCCUUUGGCAUUAUAAAUACUCCUCCAAGAACUCCGCUCCACGUAUACAAGAAUUUGCGGGUCUGUGGGGAUUGUCACAAUGCUACCAAAUAUAUAUCAAAAAUUACCGAGAGAGAGAUCGUUGUCCGUGAUUCAAACCGGUUCCACCACUUUAAAGAUGGACACUGCUCUUGUGGAGACUUUUGGUAACAGUAAAACAUAUUAUAUAUUUUCUCUGCGCAACAUUUUCUCUCCCUGAGUUCACCUGACCAUUAAGUAUAACUUGAUGUGUUGAUGAGGUUAAGCACUGUACUUAAGUAUUUCGCUGAUGCCAAAAGAUAGAAUCUUUUAGUUCUUUAUCUUGCAAAAGUACAGCUGCCAGAUAUCCAUUGACCUGGAAGUGAAUAACUACAGUUGAGAAUGUGUCAUAGCUUUUCUUACCAGAGUUAGGCUUUUUGUUGUCCUGGGUCUUCUGGUUUUGAACUUGAAUCUAAACGGAGUUAGAUAUUAGUAGGCAGUUUUUCCCUGCUACCUUCCUCGUUCUUUUGGCACUUCGUCAUAUUCUAAUAAGAUGCCAUAAAGGUGAUUUGAGAUAUUAGAAGCAUCAAACUUUUUGUAAAAUUUGAGAUAUACUUCUACAUACUGUACAUUACUAUCUUGUACAGUUUCUGCAUGGCUGAGCAGACUUAAUCACAGAAUUUACUUUUCAUACUUGGAAAGCCACUACUCCGGAAAAAGACAAAAGUCUCUCUUCCUGAAUUUACCUGCCCAUUCUUCUACGCGAUGCUUGUCGAAGUUGGGUGGUACAGCUUCAGGAAACAGGACCUUGUUGGGCACCGGUUCAUCAAUGAAAGAGCUACUAGAGGUGCUCCAGUUGUUAGUGACUGGGCCAUUAGAAACGGCUCCUGUCCAAAAGAAGGGACAAUAGCGCCUAAGGAUUAUGCUUGUGUCAGUACAAACACUUACUGUAUAAGUGCAAGCAAUGGGCCAGGGUACCUGUGCAACUGCUCUGAAGGUUAUGAGGGCAAUCCUUAUCUUCGCGAAGGCUGCCAAGAUAUAGAUGAGUGUGAGCUGCGUAAGGAAGACCCGAAGUACAGUGCAUUAUAUCCAUGCAAAAAUGGUGUCUGUAUCAAUACUCCAGGAGGUUAUAUAUGCAGAUGCAAGAUAGGAACAAGAUCAGACGGCACAAAUUCUGGAUGCCGACCUGUACUUAGCCGAUCUGAAAAAGUGGUGGUAGGCAAGAAUCCAUACCUGAGUAUAUUCCUCAAAAAACCAUAGUUCUUAAAUUUACGUCCAUAUAAGGUGCUUUUCUAGGCUUAUGAUGUGUUGAAGUAUUUUGCUGAUGCUGAAUGAUAGAAUGGUUUCGUUCUUUGUCUUGCAAAAGCAAAGCUGCCAUAUAUCCUUGAUCUGGCAGUGAACAACUUCAAUUGAAGUCUUUGCCUCUCUUACCAGAGUUGAGAUUUUGUUGUCCUUGGACUUCUUCCAUUUAUCCUUUCGUUGUCAAUUGAAAAUGAGCUGUUUCCUUAGAGUCCGAUGCUAGUAAGCCGUUCUUGUUCUGCUGCCUUCCUUGUUGUUUUGGCACUGUCAUAUUUUAAUUACACAUCGUAGGUGAUUGGAGAGAACUGAAGCAUCUAACUUCUGUAAAAUUAGAGCUAUACUCUGCGUGCGGUAUGUUUGAAGUAUCUUCUACAGUUUUUGCAUAGCCUAACAAACUUAAUCACAGAAAUUACUUGUCAGACUUGGAAGGCCACUACUGUGGAGAAAGAGGAAAACAAAAAGGCUUUGAAAGACACUUUAUGAGUAAAGCCGGUUGCUGUUUUGGAAACAUAUUGUCUUUGAAGUCUCAAGUCUGUGAGUUUCGCCUUUAUGUGUCAUCUUUCUUUACAGUUUCAUGUUUACAAACUGUUUUAUGAAUAUCUGAAUGAAGGACAUACUAAGGACUAUCUCAAUCUGCAAUACACCAAACAGGAGUCGUCUUCCUUUUGCAGAACUGCCCAAGUCUUCACAACAAAAUUGUGUAGCACUGCAAAAGAGGGAGGCAAAAUAGAGAGCAUUCCGUAAUACAGCCAUACAGGGUGAAGAUUUGCCACAUGGUCGACAUGGAAUGGCUGAGUGAUUAUUCAUUAAACAGAGCAUCUUCUGCGUUAAUGCAUAAACUCCUACGAAUUUUGCAAGGCAUCCAAAUGGUAAACUGUUGCCGAGGCCCCGCCUGGCUGUCUUAUUAUACAUGGUUAUGUGAUGUGACCUGGUAUACAGAGCUUUAGCGGUGGCAGAAGACAAGCCCAAAUGGAGGUGCUUCUUGCUGGGUGGCACUGAUGACAGUAACAGUAUGGUACACUGCUGCUUGAGCUAGCUGCCACUUUCAUCUUUCAGUGUGCAGCUUAGCUUUGCAAUUGUGAUUCGUCAGAAGCAUGUUAGAUGUUUGGGAGGCCGUAUUGUAUUUAUUCAGCAGUAUCCUACUGGCCUACUCUGUAACACAAGAUGGCUGCUGGGUCUAAAAACAACAGCCGGACCCUGAUAGCAACAGUUUGUUUCAUUA
Panicum virgatum (switchgrass) is the source of this 6323-nucleotide messenger RNA. RefSeq names its product pentatricopeptide repeat-containing protein At4g33990-like. The coding region runs from base 1754 to 3994 and encodes 746 amino acids. Lineage: Eukaryota; Viridiplantae; Streptophyta; Magnoliopsida; Poales; Poaceae. Gene Ontology annotation, molecular function: protein binding; zinc ion binding; RNA binding. The transcript has 3 exons. Gene Ontology annotation, biological process: RNA modification. The record is from RefSeq and is a predicted model, not a curated record.